Molecule: messenger RNA, 1704 nt
Organism: Contarinia nasturtii (swede midge)
Lineage: Eukaryota; Metazoa; Arthropoda; Insecta; Diptera; Cecidomyiidae
Exons: 2
Coding region: 181-1536 (451 amino acids)
Source: RefSeq, a predicted model, not a curated record
UUUGUCAAUGUGUCAAAAGAAACAACAAAGAACGUCAUAGUCUAUUUAUUAUUAUUGUGAAAGCAUAUGUUCUUAAACAUUUUCGGUGAAAUAUUCUGAUAUAAAAAAAAAGUAAUAAAAAGCGAUCCAUCAUUGAUUGUCGAUACAAACGCUCACACUGCUGUACAUCAAGGUCAAAGAAUGUCUGAUCAACGUUUCGACUUAUCGUCGAACAUUUUCAAACUAAACAUUGACUGUUUUGACGAAUUAUUCGAAUGGUUAUCACGCGACGACUUGGAUGCCCUGGGUCAAACGUGUAAAUUGCUGCAACUCAUUGUCGGUGAUCAUUUCCAGCGAAAUUUUCCGGCAAUUGAGGUUCGUGCUGAAGAAGAUGGAUUGUACGUGAACGAUACACGGAGUGCGAAUUUCUAUCGAAGCGCACAGAAAUUGCACAGUUUUGAUAAAUACAUUCAAAAAGUGUCGCUGUGUGAAAAUUCAAUUGGCAUCGAAGAUGGCGUUCGAAUGUUUUGCUAUGUCGGCACCAAUUGCACGACAUCCAUCAAGCACAUUCAAUUCAUGAAUGUUUUAUUAACACAAAUCGAAUUAGUGUGGAUUGAAAAAAUUCUCGGCACCUGUGAAACCAUUUCGAUCGAAGAUUGUCUAAUCAAACGUCAAUUUUACGAAAAAUUCCCCGAACACUGCGAGAAUCUAAGGAGUCUGUACGUAAAAGAUUGUCGAUGGAAUCGAAACGUUUUGAAACGAACGGGAAACGAUUGGUUACAACGUCACUAUCCAAAGUUGAAUCAUUUGUCAUGGACACAGUCAUCGAAAAAAGGCCAAAAAAUCGAUGAGCUACGCACAUUUUUCGCACUCAAUCCACAGGUUGUGAGUUUUUCAACGAGUUUUCAUUGCUUUUGGAAUAAUCGUGACUUCAUCGACCAAGCCAAUGUCAAACUACAAGAUUUAACCAUUGAAUUUGAUGACUGGACAUGGACACCGAGAAACAUCACCGAAACAUAUCGACUGCUGAACAAUUUGCAUGCGAAAGGGAUUUAUGAACGAUUAAAUUUGUACGCCAGAUAUCAUAAUCUUGACUAUUUCGGACAGAUGACAUCGUUGAACGCACUGCAUAGCCUACAUUUACACGAAAUUAGUGAACGAUAUAAUUUGCCGCAAUUGCGACAGUUGAAAGAGCUACGAAUUCAAUACAUCAAUACUGAUUUGGACAACUUACCGAAACAAUUACCAAAUUUGGAACGUGUUUACUUGAAAUUUGCCGAUACAAAACAUUUUUUGCCGUUUAUUUAUCAGAGCGCCAAAUUGAAGGAGAUGAAAAUUGAUUUUGUCUGCGACAGAGCCACAUUUAAUUGCGUUCUUGAUGUGGCUUCGAUGCACAAAGAAAGAGAGAAAUUGAUGGGAGCACGAAAAGUCGUCAUUUUUAUUGAUGAACAUGUAUUUUUGGCCACAAAGUGGAGUACGGGAAAAACGGAGUUCGGUUUAAUCGAAAUUGAACGCGGAUACAAACAUGUCUGGAACCGGAAAAUGGAAUGUUUUUAAACGUUUCGCGAAUAGAAUUGAGGCAUCGGCGUAUUUUUUAUUUUGGAUUUGGAUAACGAUUUGAGUCAAAUUCGGGAUAUUUAAAUCAUAAUUGUAAAUAAAAUAAAAACACACCAAAGAAUGUCAAUAAAACAUAGAUGCUUAAAGAGCUGUUUUUGGAGAACUUUA